AUGGAUUUUGUUCGCAAAUCGAUUUAUAUUUUGAAUCUGAUUUCUGCAACCAGCUCAGACUGUAAAGGAGAGGAGAGCACCCCUUUCUGUAGUUUUUCCGCAGACACUUAUCUAGAGGAUAAGUAUAAGCAGGUGUUCCUGGGGGGCGUGGAGAAGCACACCCAGUUCGGGAGGUACUUCGCGGGCAACCUGGCCUCGGGCGGGGCCGCCGGGGCCACCUCCCUCUGCUUCGUGUACCCCCUGGAUUUCGCCCGGACCCGGAUGGCGGCCGACGUGGGGAAGUCGGGCGCCGAGCGCCAGUUCAAGGGCCUGGGAGACUGCCUGGUGCAGAUCACCAAGUCGGACGGCAUCCGGGGCAUGUACCAGGGCUUCAACGUCUCCGUGCAAGGCAUCAUCAUCUACCGGGCAGCCUACUUCGGGGUGUACGACACGGCCAAAGGCAUGCUCCCCGACCCCAGGAACACCCACAUCUUCAUCAGCUGGAUGAUCGUUUUUCCUCUAGACACAGCUCAUAUGGUUAAGAGCUAUUUGAUGGAAUUGAACUGUUGCACAGUUUUAAAGUGA
This is a messenger RNA of Myotis lucifugus (little brown bat), 564 nucleotides long. Its product is annotated as ADP/ATP translocase 3-like. Bases 1 to 564 code for a protein of 187 amino acids. The record is from RefSeq and is a predicted model, not a curated record. Lineage: Eukaryota; Metazoa; Chordata; Mammalia; Chiroptera; Vespertilionidae. Gene Ontology annotation, molecular function: ATP:ADP antiporter activity. Gene Ontology annotation, biological process: mitochondrial ADP transmembrane transport; mitochondrial ATP transmembrane transport. Gene Ontology annotation, cellular component: mitochondrial inner membrane. The transcript has a single exon.